GCAUUGUUGUGGAUCCAUCAGAUGUUUCAAAUGUCACUUGGGUUGUUCCACAGGGAUCUCUGCAAAUAAGUUAUGUUUAAGUAAAACUUAUAGAGAAUUGAGCUCGAAGAUGCAGAACGUUAUUCCGGAUCAGCACGCGUUUCCUCCGGAACUGUGCGCGAAACCUCUGUCUUUGGUUGGGAUAAGUGGGUUGGAUACUAGGAACAAUGCCACCCACAAAAGUAUUUGGGAUGUUUUUGGUAAUACGAAGACUGAUGUUUCUGGACUCAACUAUAAACUCAUUGAUAAUGCUUAUGAGUUUCCUGUGGUCAAGCCGAAGAGGAAUUCAUAUGAAUGGUACAUUCCUAAAGGGAUCUUGAAGAAGAAUUGGAUGGAGAAACAUCUCAAUAAGAUACCUGCUGUUAUGGUCAUUUUCUAUGAUCUGGAUUGGAAUGAUCCUCAGUGGAAUGAGAAGAUGAUUGAGUGUGCUUCAAGAGUGCAGAGCAUUCGUGUUGCAUUGGAAGGAAGGAAUACAAAGUUAUCAGUGGUUCUGAUACAGAAUCACAGCGUUAACCCAGGAGACGACGAUUCCCAUCAAACAGAGAGGGUGAACGCUCUUUGCACCAGCUGCGAAUUGAACCCGAACUCGCUCUUCGUCCUUCCACAUGGAGAUCAUCUUCAAGGAUACGCAACACGUCUGGCCGGUGCCUUCAACGAUUUGGCACAGAACUAUUACCACACCGAGAUUAGAAACGUGAAAAGUCACAGGGAGCAUCUGCAGAAGCAGACGCAUCAAUACCUCUUCGUUCGUCAUCAGUUCAAGAUGGGAUUCCUGAGCGAGCUGAAGCAGGAUUUGCAUGGAGCUCACAAACAUUACACGCACGCCUACAACAAUUUACUGGAGAUUAGAAUCGUGGAUACGAACGCUAUGGAGAUCAGGACCGUCGCAGGAUUUAUUAAUUACAAGCUUUGCAGGCUGAUGUUCUCUUUGAAUUUACCGAGGGAUGCAAUUUCGCAGUUCAAAGCGCACACGGAACGCUUCAAGACGCGCUACGGUUUUCAGGAGUUGUCCUUCGAGCAUCACGCGUGGAUGGCUUUGCAGAAUCAAGUAUUUGGGGAUAUCUUCGACGAGGCUGUUAAGCUCGGUCUUCCGGCCGUGCAGACGCAGCAUCCUGGUCUUUACUACCAACAAGCCGUUCAUCAUGCUACACUAAGAAAGAAGGCGUGUGAGGAUUUAUGUAAGGGCUCAAAUGUAUAUCCGCUUCCUGAUCCGCUCGAAGGUAUCGCAACAAUGGACUUUUACGGUCAAAGACCGUGGAGACCCGGCAAGAUGACGUCCGAUCCUCCGGAUCCUCAGGUCGAAUGGAACGGUAUCAAAGCGCUACAGUUCUUGGAGAAUCAAGUGAAUCAUUCGAUCAUUAUCAUAACGCUGUACGGACUCGCUGUUGCCCAGUUCAAGACGUACAGAUGUCCAAGAACUAGACGAUUUUUGGUUGUCCAGAUGGCCGAUGAAUACUACAAUUCCGGAGACUACGGCAAAGCAUUAACAUUGUUUUCUCAUAUGCUAUGGGAUUAUCGUUCCGAAUGCUGGUGGUCGUUGCUUUCACACAUCCUGUACAAAGCUCUGCAGUGCGCCUUCCUCACGGCUCGCAUCGACGAUUACGUGAUCUUCACCUUGGAACUCCUCGGCAGUAAAUCCACGCUACCCAAAUCGCAAAAGCUUCAGAUCUUCGAAAACCUGAACAGCGUCUUCCGCAAACAAUGCCCGGAAGCAAUCGUAAUCCUUCCUGAGAUCAAGAAAUCGCGCGUUCUCUGGAAAAACCUCCUCGGCGAAGCACCGCAAACGUACAAGUUGGAAAUGAACAACAUCGUUUCGUGCCUCGAUUGCAAGGUGAGAUUUCAGGAAGAGAAGUACCAAGUCGAUGGACUCGUGAUCAUCGAGAUACUCGUUCGGAAUUCGUCCGAUUUUCAAAUCACUCUUCUCGGUAUUUCCAUCUCGUUGGAAAACUACGUUAAAAACACGGAGAUUUGCGUGGAGACUACUACAAAUCAGGACUUUUGCUUCGCCGCCGGUCAAGUGAAACGCUUCAUCAUCGAGUAUAAACCGAAUCCGGCGGAUAUUAAUAAAGAGUUGGAGAUCUCUUCGGUUCAUCUGUACUUGGGUCACAUGCAAAAUCCGCUCUUCGAUUUGCAGUUUAAUGGUUUGGGGAACGAUAUUAAAUCUAUUCCAAUGGAAUUGGUGCAUUUCCGCAACUGCGAGUCGAUCGAUUUCGAUAACAUCAAAGCUUUGCUGAAGUGCAGCGUCGUUCCAAGACAUUCCAAAUUGGCGAUGCAUUUCGAGCACGCAAAACCAGCUUUAGUUGGAGAAUGGUAUAAGAUUAGGAUUAAUCUUGCUGAUUCCCGGGAUUAUCAGGUCAACAAUUUGAUCUUCGAGAUCAGCCUUCAAGAUGAUGAUGUAUCAGAUACAACGGAAUUCAAGCAGAUGAGCUUGGAUAAUGAAUUGGAGAAACUUCCUAUCAAGGUGAGUCUAGGCGAUAUUAGUCCUAGCGAUCAAUGCGUUACUGUUCUCUACAUGAGAGCCUUCACCACCGGCGAGAGGAAUUUGCAAGUCAAUGUUUCCUUUAAUCUACACAACGACGAUCUUAUACCAAGUUCCAUGGAGGAAUUCAUUCACGUCUCAGUCGUAAAACCCUUCGAUUUCUCCACGAAGAUCCUCACCACGCACUUCGAAGAGCUGAUCAAGCAUUACGUCGAUGAGACUUUCGUUAUUAUGCCAAUCAUAAAUUGUCUUUCACCGUGGCCUUUGGUUAUUGAGAACACCGAAUUAGAUUAUCAUGAUAACGUUCAUAACGAGGAUGUGAGCAUAUCUAGUCAGCUGAUUGGAUGCGAGGUGUCCAAUGGGGAAACCGCUUCAGAGAUUUACAUGGCCAAUACCAGCAAAGUUAGCGAUUCACCAAUCCUGAUUGGUAACUACACCAUACAUUGGAAACGUGCGAAUGGCGAGAGUACGAUCACGAAGAUACCCAUCAACGGAUUGAUCGUCGAUUUCAUCCCUCUGGACCUGAGCGUAUCUCUUCCAGCUUACGGAUUGGUCCGGACUCCUCUUCUGGUCGAAUACCAGCUGAAGAACAAAUCGCAUCAUCUCAUCCAACUGGACGUGAGCGUCGAAGGAAGCGAGGCUUUCAUGUUUGCCGGUCACAAGCAGUUCCAGACGACGAUUUUACCAGGCGACAGGAGGAAGCUCAAGUACAACCUGUAUCCGUUAAUAGCGGGCAGUGUGUCAUUGCCUAGGCUAGUCCUGAGCGUGCCUGAAAAUAGUACAGACGGCCCAUCUUUAAGACAAGAGCACUUGAAUUCCUUGCUGCACCGGUCCUUGCCCACGCACAUUUACGUAAUGCCGCAAAUGAAGGGACAGCCAGAAUUAACGAACGUAAUUAAAAGAUGCGAAAUGAUUAAUUUGAAUUGAAAGGAUUCCGAAGACGCAAGAACUUUUGAAGGCAUUCAAUUUUUGGUAGAGGUAAUUGUAUGAAGAAUUGCGAAAUGAUUAAUUCGAACUAACUUUUGCGGAGAGAAGGGAUCAAAUAUUAUUUUUUUUGGGUAGAUGUAUUUGCAGACUAGACAGGAGAGCGGAGAGAGAGAGUCACGGAGAGGCGCGUGUAAUUUCAUAAUAAUUUUCUAAAAAUGUAUUUGGCUGGGGAUUUGGCUCUCGCACGACCAGACCUUUUCAUUUAUUUAUUUCCUUCUACUCAGGUUUUUUUUUCCCUCUUCUUUGCUCUCUCGUCUGUAAUUCGUACUACUUCUCUGAAUCGUCGAUGAUUCACACUCAUUUAGGGUCCGAGAUUGUUCAGGGAUAAACAAAAAUAUACAUGUAUAUUAUCUAACUCUGCCGUUUAUUCAUCCUCAGAAAAGACAAAAUCCAUUACCGUUUCUUUGUCCUAUUUCUUCAUUUUACAUUUUUAUUGUAAUAAAAGUUCGUGGUUUUAUCGUUAAAUUAUCAUUACUAUUUAUUCAUCCUCUACAAUUACAAGAC
Messenger RNA from Nicrophorus vespilloides, 4009 nucleotides. RefSeq names its product trafficking protein particle complex subunit 11 (gene gry). The coding region runs from base 110 to 3445 and encodes 1111 amino acids. Gene Ontology annotation, cellular component: cytoplasm. The transcript has 11 exons. Lineage: Eukaryota; Metazoa; Arthropoda; Insecta; Coleoptera; Silphidae. The record is from RefSeq and is a predicted model, not a curated record.